AUGAGAUAAAAUAGUGAGUCAUAGAAUAGAAAAGGAAUAAAUAGAAGAGGAAGGGAUUUUCGUGGCAAAAAUAAAAAUUUCAGAAAUUCUAGUGGAAAUGAUUAGCGAGACAAUAAUUAAUAAAGAAAUUUCUAAAAUAAUAAAUUUAGAAUAUAAUCAAAUUCAAAUCAAAACUAAAGUUCUGAUAGAUAAAGAGGCUAAAAUAAAAAUAGUAAAAAUUAAACUUAAAGAGGAAGAGGAAACUAAUAAGAAUUCAAAUAAACAGUUACUUAGCGAAGAAGAAGACUGGGUUUUAAAUAAAAAAAUUAAAAUAUAAUUAAGUAAAUUUUUACAAAGGGUGAAAAAAGGAUAGUUAAAGAUUAAUUAAGAUAGGUAGAAGAAAGAAUUAAGUAAAUUUUAAGAUUGCAAAAGAGAUCUAAAGUAUUCAUUUGAACAUAAUUAGGAAAAAAUAAAAUGGAAUAAGACUUAGUUAAAUAUUGGAAGUAAGGAUACUAAAAUUCUUAAUCUUUUUUCAUAAUUUGCUUCUUAAAGUAAUUUAAAAUUGAAAAAGUUUUAAAUUAAUUUUGUUCAAAGUUUCUUACUUCUUUUAUAAACUUCAUCAAGCUUAGCAAUCAUAAAUAAAUAGAUUUAAAAAAAUAAAAUUGAAUAAAAAAAUUAAAAUAAUUAAUUAUUAAAUUCCGUUUUACAUUUCUCUUGA
Messenger RNA from Paramecium sonneborni, 697 nucleotides. NCBI's taxonomy places the organism in Eukaryota, Ciliophora, Oligohymenophorea, Peniculida, Parameciidae. The record is from the annotation of a GenBank genome assembly.